AUGGACUCGGUCGACGACGCUCUGCACCACCUCAAGUCCUCUGUUGCGCAGAGCCAGCUCGAGGGGAGGGACAAGAAGCGUCUCGCAGAUACCGCCGCUCAAAUAUCCACCCAUCUCGUCCUACUGAAGCUUUCCCCGAUAUCUGAGCAAAUAGCAGAAAAUCUGAGAAGCUUCCUUCGCGAAUCCCUCCGUGUACUCUACGCUAUCCUACCUACUCCCUCUUUGCGUUUGGCAGCCACCAUAUUCGAAGCUGUAUAUCAUGAGCGUAUCUUUUCGGCAAUUACAAGCGGCCAACAUGAACAAAAGAAUAGAUGGAUGUCAGUGCUGUAUGCGCUACUGUCUGGGGUUCUGGAUUAUCUGGAUGAACACGCUUCUGCUGAUGCCAAAGAAGCCAUUGGGCAGACGCUGUUCCCCGUUCUCAGCGAUAUAUGCGUCUCCUUAUCAGCGCCCAGAACAGGGGUGGAUCUCAGAUACACCGUAAGACCCCAUAUCUAA
Messenger RNA from Epithele typhae, 495 nucleotides. RefSeq lists its product as uncharacterized. The record is from RefSeq and is a predicted model, not a curated record. The transcript has 3 exons. NCBI's taxonomy places the organism in Eukaryota, Fungi, Basidiomycota, Agaricomycetes, Polyporales, Epitheliaceae. The coding region runs from base 1 to 495 and encodes 164 amino acids.